CCAGCCGCCAUAAUCUAUUCGGCGUCCCACGUCCCACGCAGCACGCUUCCGAAGGCACGCACGCGAGAUACAUUGCUCGCUGUUCGUCAAUCAGUUUUUCAAGUACCGGCGUGAAAAUGUCGUACAAGGGGCCGCAGAAAGUCCAGAAGGUGAUGGUCCAGCCCAUCAACCUGAUAUUCCGCUACCUGCAGAAUCGCUCGCGCGUGCAGGUCUGGCUGUUCGAGAACGUGAACCUGCGGAUCGAGGGCCACAUCGUCGGCUUCGACGAGUACAUGAACCUGGUGUUGGACGACGCCGAGGAGUACCAUACGAAGACGAAGAACCGGAAGCCGCUCGGCAGGAUCAUGCUGAAGGGCGACAAUAUCACGCUGAUACAGAAUACCAAUCCCACGGUGAACUAAGGAGGAACCUUAACCUCCAACACGGCGUUGAGUUUUGACGGACGCCGGAUGUGACUGGGCUCCGAACGCGGGGUCUCUUCUACACGAGAGAAACACUCAGGAAGAUUGUUGAACGCGAAAAAAAUAACUCUUUAGUCGUGCUAAAAGAAAUGUAUCGCGUGAAUUGAUGAAUGUAUCAAUGGAGAUUUGUAUUUGCUGUUUAGAUAAAAGUUUCUGCGAGUCUCAGCGAAUGCGAGAUACAUUUAAGUCUUGUGAGAAAAGGAUCACUUGGUGUUUUACAUAAACGCACACAUCCCAAUAUCUAAUUUAACUCAUGCAUACGGGGACAUAUAGUUUCAGUAAUAUAGUUGUAUACUGUGAGUGCUGUCUGGAGGCACAGAAAAUUUAUUUUAUACGUUGCAUUGAAAUAUAAUUUUUGUGAAAAUCCAUUCUAUAAACUUGAACUAUGUAAAAGUAGCAAACAGGAUAAACGGAAUGUAUAUAAACAAUUAUUAAAUAAUUUUAUAUUCAAAAA
Molecule: messenger RNA, 915 nt
Organism: Temnothorax curvispinosus
Lineage: Eukaryota; Metazoa; Arthropoda; Insecta; Hymenoptera; Formicidae
Gene: SmE
Product: probable small nuclear ribonucleoprotein E
Exons: 1
Coding region: 117-401 (94 amino acids)
Biological process (GO): spliceosomal snRNP assembly; mRNA splicing, via spliceosome
Cellular component (GO): U4/U6 x U5 tri-snRNP complex; U5 snRNP; U4 snRNP
Molecular function (GO): RNA binding
Source: RefSeq, a predicted model, not a curated record